Messenger RNA from Phaedon cochleariae (mustard beetle), 3176 nucleotides. NCBI's taxonomy places the organism in Eukaryota, Metazoa, Arthropoda, Insecta, Coleoptera, Chrysomelidae. The record is from the annotation of a GenBank genome assembly.
GUUAUAAUUUUCAUAAUGGUGGAGUCUGUUGAAAUAAGCUUGGAGUCUCCCUGUUCUGAUUGUAAAUACCAUCGAUAUGAAAGUAAUGGUAAUUUAUGCUUUAGUGAAGUAUCUAUCAAAGGGGAAACCUAUACCUCGGAUGACUACAUUGUGAUCGAAGGAAAAAAAGGCAUAGAAAUUGUGAAUUUCAUCUGUUUAAAUAUCUCUGGUGACAAAACAUUCUUUACAGUACUUAGAAAGUUUAUCCUAGCUAAGAAUGAAAGAAAAUUGUUCAAGAGACAAGGUAUUACUUGUUUUGAUCAGGACAAUGAGGUAGUAGAAGACAGAUCUUCUGAUCAUUGCAUUGAACUAAAUCUAAUUGCAAAUGCAAUUAUCAAAAGAUGCCAAAUAAUUUGCCUGGCUGAGGAUGAAGAUCCAUCAAGUUACUUCAAAAUUCAUGAGUGGGACAGAGCUAACACAUUUAUUUGUCGGUUUACAAAGAAAUCUGAGUACCUUUAUCCAAUGAUUCCAGCUGACCAGACCAUCCUUACAGAAAACUCUUACAAUAGCCCUGUUUCAACAAGAGGCCCUAAAAAGUCAACAGAUAAACCAGGCAUGGAAAUCACCCCUUCAACCUAUGUCAUGGACACCAAGGAGAAUAAUAAAGAAGCAGCUAGGUAUUCUCCUCCACGAAGGAACUCUGUGAAGAGUGUGAAGAGAGAUCUCAACAAAUCAUUUGGCAACUCCCCUAAUGAUCAAAGCAAGUCCAUAUUGAAUUAUUCAGUUAGGAAUGAUAGUGAUGAUGAAAGUGAUAAUCCAACAAUGAACUACUCCAUUGUGGAUACUGGUGAUAACAAAAAUAGUAAAUCCCUAGUGAUAAAACUGAAAGCUAAAAGUGUAUCUGUUGAUAGUAGUAGUAGUAUCCUGAAUGAUACAUCUCCCAAAGCAAGAAAAUCUAGUAGAAACAUCGAGAGGAAGUCUUAUGCUGAUUAUAUGUCACCAUUUAAGGGCACUCCAACAAAAAGAUCAAGAAAACCAUCAGUUACUGAAGAGUAUGUUCCUAAAAGUAACAAGGUUGCUAGAGAGACACCCACAAAGACACCAUCAAGAAAAGUAGUUACUCAGAUUACAAGAUCUAGAAGAAAUAUAAUGACUCCUCAGAGAUAUACAGAUGACAUAUAUACCAGAAGAGUUACUCUAGGUACUCCUAGGAGUUUAAGAAGUCAAAAGAAUAGAGUUUCCUAUAAUGAAGAGAAACUCUUCUUAAAUGAAUUAGAAAACUUUAGCCUUGAAGAAUCCCCAACUCGACUUCUGAAAGUCAAUCUAUGUAGAUUUGACCCUGACACUGAAAGAAUUAUCAGAGAAAAUCCCAAUUGUGAGGUAGAAGUGAUAGAAUCUGAGGAUGAAAAAUUCAGAAUUCCCAAAGACAGCACGAUUCCAAAGACGCCGAAAUCUAGAAGAAAGUCUCCGAGACCCGUCGACACGGAUUCCGACUAUGCCACCCCUCCGAGCACCCCGAAGACGCGUCGAGGCGCCUCUUGUCGCAAGAGCGUCGCCAAAGACACUCCGAAGCGAACUCCGAAGACCCCUCGUAACAGGGCUAGGCUCAUCAGGGAAGGGGUCGUGACGCCGUCGAUGCAUGCCCGAAGCAAAAAGGUGAAUGGAGUCGGAACCCCUCUGAUGAUGGCGAGGAGUCAACUGCACGUUUCCUAUGUACCUGAUUCGCUGCCUUGCAGAGAGAAAGAGUAUUGUGAUGUGUUCAAUUUUGUGGAAGGAAAAUUGCUUGACAGAUGUGGAGGUUGCAUGUAUAUUUCUGGUGUACCUGGUACCGGAAAAACAGCUACUGUGACUUCGGCAAUCAAUAACUUGUUGAAAAAUGACGAUGUGCCGAAAUUCACUUUCAUAAAUGUUAAUGGCAUGAGAUUGACUGAGCCCAGGCAAGCUUAUGUGGAAAUUUUGAAGCAGCUUCAAGGAAAAUCGGUACCUUGGGAACAAGCCCAAAGUAUGUUGGACGACAUUUUCAACAAAUCUAAGAAAUUGAAGCCUGUUGUUAUGCUGAUAGACGAGCUGGACGUCUUGUGCACGAAACGGCAAGAUGUCGUCUACAACCUGUUGGAUUGGCCGACCAAGGCGCAGACGCAGCUGGUGGUGAUUACCAUCGCCAACACGAUGGACCUGCCCGAGCGGCUGCUGAUGAGCCGAGUGACUAGUAGGCUGGGGCUGACGAGGCUUACUUUUAACCCGUACACGCACAAGCAGCUGCAGGAGAUCGUGACUAGGCGGCUGUGCGGGACGGAGAGUUUCAACCCUGAUGCGGUGCAGUUCGUCGCAAGAAAAGUCGCCUCGGUGUCCGGAGACGCUAGAAGAGCCCUGGACAUCUGCCGCAGGGCUGCGGAAAUCACGGAGGCCGAGGGUAAGAGUCAGCUGGUCAGCAUGAAUCACGUCAACGAAGCCCUGAACGCGAUGAUCACCCAGCCGAAGAUCAGGGCCAUCAAGCAUUGCUCCAAACUCGAGCAAUUGAUCAUGCAAUCUAUAGUAGCUGAGGUGGAAAGAACGGGAGUGGAGGAAACGACGUUCGCGGACGUAUUUAAAAUGUUCCAAACUUGCGCGGCCAUCGAGGGCUUCAAAAUGGUUUCCACCACGGUCGCUCUAUCCGCUGUUGCCAGAUUAGGGGCUUGCAGACUCAUUUUGACCGAGCAAAAGGGCUGCGACAUUUACCAAAGGAUCAUACUGAACGUGAGCGUCGACGACGUGUAUUAUGCACUGAAGAAUUACUAGGGGAAUAAUCUGUUUUUGUCUGUUUUUAUUUUAAAUGACUAGGAAUUGAAGUGAAUAUUUGACGAUUAUGUUUGAGUACACGAAUGUUAGGAAGAACCCAUGAUACAGGAAAAUACUUAGGAAUAGUCUGAAUCUUUUUAUGAAGAUGGCGGGUCCAGUUGCAGAAAUACGUAUUUUGAUGUUUCUAAGUAACUUGUGUGGAUAUAACUUUAUUUUUGUUUGACUGUGAGACCGUGAGUUGAGUUUUACUUGUUUAUUUAUCUGUAAUUUUAUUUUAAUUUACACAUCUUGUUCAAUUUUAACCACUUUGAUAUAUUCAGAUAUCUUAUAAAAAUUAUGAUUGUUUUCACUUAUGCACGUGACAAUGACAGACUGAACUGUUUUUAUGGAUAUGGAAUAUUAAAAACAUGAUUUUUUUA